AUGGAGUUGUCGACAAAGCAGGAAAGGUUCUCAGCGCUAUCUCUAGCGCAAUCGGAAAAUCGCUUAAGCGCAUUUCGAGUAGGCCUAAAAUUACUAUGUUUGCAUGCUUAUGUUGUCAAAUAUUUGUUAUUGUGUCGUAUUACUUGUCUUGAUCCUAGAACAGGCAAACAGUUAAAGAGAUGGAACUGCGCAAAUUUGCAAUGCGAACUCCACCAAAUAGAUCAAUUCAGUAAUUUUCAAUCAUGUAAUGACAUAGUAGAUACUUUGCGAAACUCUUUAAUGCCAAGUCUAUUCCAUAAUUGGUCAUCUAUAAUUGGAGUUUUGCCACCAUAUGAUGCAACGAUACCACAAGAACCUAUGAAUAUGGAAACAAAACAAAAUGAGUUAAAUAAUCAAUUUCCUCCAGGCAUCCUAAGGCAUGCAAUUGCAAAAUAUCGUGCAUCAGAGAUAGUUGAUUUAUGCGAAAACUCUGUUGAAAGUGAGCAGGCAUCGAAAGCUCCUUUCGAAAACGAGAUAAUCAUCAAGCAAGAAGAUAAGCACAUUGAUAAAACGUCUGUUAUUGAUGAAGGUGUGAUAAAAUUCGAGACCUCAAUUCCAGAAAUCGGUGAAACAAAGCGGAAAGCAGCAUUUCAGUGUGGUAAGAACACGGGAAAACGAAGAGUUCAGUGCAUGAAAUGUUUUAAAACAUUUUGCGACAAAGGUGCUCUUAAAAUUCACAAUAGUGCCGUUCACCUUAAGGAAAUGCAUAAAUGUACGGUUGAAGGAUGUGAAAUGAUGUUCUCUUCCAGACGAAGCAGGAAUCGACAUUCCGGUAACCCAAAUCCUAAAUUGCAUACUGCUACUCCUCAACGACAAUUCGAUUCACUCCGGAUGGAGACAAUAAGCGAGAAUUUAGCUGGAAAUGUGGAUUCACUUCAUGUUUUGACUAACUCAGCAUCAUCGGACUCUUCUUUGAUGAAAGUUGGUAAUAGUUCUUCACCAUUUUCACAGACAAGCAGUGAAUAUUCUGACGGCACAAUAGCAUCUCUGGAUAAAAAUCAUAAUUUGGUCAAUAAUGAUGCAAGCUCUUCGGGUACACGCAAGCGGAAAUGUGGUCGUCCAAUAAAACUUGCAUUGGAUGAAAAGAAACCAAAGCAGUACAAUGAUCAGUUGGAGAACAACGUAGAUCCGCUGACACCACUGGACCUCACCAAUGGGAAAAACGAUAUGAAAUCAACAUUACUGUUGAAAACGGGUACAUCACCAUUGACACUUUUUACGUCUUCUGUGCCCAGUAUUCUUCCGCCAACUUCUUUAAUUAAUCCAGCUGUAGCAGAAAUGGUGCGCCUUUUACAGCAAGCUCAAGCAUCACUUUCACCAAGUCGUCAUGGACCUAAAUCGGGAUUCAAUGUAAUGCAACUUAUGCCAGAACAACAACACUCGUGGAAAUGA
This is a messenger RNA of Dracunculus medinensis (Guinea worm), 1431 nucleotides long. Lineage: Eukaryota; Metazoa; Nematoda; Chromadorea; Rhabditida; Dracunculidae. The record is from the annotation of a GenBank genome assembly.